AGAAAAUGACAGAAACCCUUACUGGAGUGUACAAAGCCCUGCAUGAUCUAGCCCUACCAACCCCUCCAGCCUCAUUGCUCCCCACUUCACUACUUCCACCCUCCAGACAAAGGCUCUGUUUAUGUUCCUCAUACAUGCCACAUACUCCGGCCUCAGGGCCUUUGCACAUCCAUCAUAAACCCUCUACAAGAACCCCUCUCUAACUCUCUACAAAUACCCUCCCCCAUCUGAUUAACAUCCACUGGCUAUCAGCUCAAAAUGCCACUGCUUCUUAGGGAAAGCCUCCCUGCUUUCCACAGCUGAGUCAGGACUCCCUGACAGAGGUCCAACUAGGACGCUGGGCUCUUCUUUCAUAGCAUAGCUGACACGGUUAUAAUUAUGUAUUGAUUUAUAUAAAUAUUUGUUUCAUGUCUGCCUCUCCCACCAGGUGUUUUGGGGAUAGUAGUUCGCCUUAUCCUUCUUAGUGUACACAGCACUUACACAGAGCUGAGCAAACAGCAGACAUUCAAUUGGUGUUUGUAGGAGGGAGGCAGAGAGGCUGGCAGCCCUUUGAGGUCUGUGGUCCUGCCAGCCUCUCCUGGGAUAGGGAUUCUCCUGACCACAGGAGGGUCAGUGGCCAUUUGUAGUUCACCCAGUUCCUAGCUCUGCUUUGUUUUUCCCUCGCACAGCCCUUGCUUUCCUUCCUGGGCUGAGGCUUUCUCACCCCUUUGCAGAGAGUAAGUGAGGCCCAGAGAGAAGUGGCUUCUCCAAGCCCCUCUGCAGUGAGAGGUACUUCCAGGCCUGCCUCUGUGUCUCCCAGCCACCACAUCCAGGCUCUUUCAGGAACCCAAGACACCUUCCAACCUGCCCUGUGCCCUGAGAAGAUCCUGGAGGGUCCACAAAACUGGCGUGAUUCUGAGCGACCAACAGAUGCAUGGAAAGACGGCUUCUCUGAAGAGCCCUGUGUCCUGCUCAGAGAAACUAGCCAGGGUUCAGGCACCCUUGGACUCCAGCCUUGGUAGGGUCAGUCUGCACUGGCCAGAGGGCUUGAAGGGUGAAGAGAUAAAGAAGUGUGGCCGAGAAGGGACACUACUGAGUAAAUACAACCAACAAUACCACAAGCUGUUUAAGGACAUCCCCUUGGAGGAGGUGGUUCUCAAAGUGUGUUCCUGCGCCCUCCAGAGAGAUCUUCUUCUCCAGGGCCGGCUCUACAUCUCCCCCAACUGGCUCUGCUUCCAUGCCAGCCUCUUUGGCAAGGAUAUAAAGGUGGUCAUUCCCGUGGUGUCUGUCCAAAUGAUCAAAAAACACAAGAUGGCGCGGCUUCUUCCUAAUGGCCUGGCUAUCACCACCAACACCAGCCAGAAGUACGUCUUUGUGUCACUGCUUUCCCGGGACAGUGUAUAUGACAUGCUGAGAAGGGUCUGCACACACCUCCAGCCUUCCAGCAAGAAGAGCCUGAGUGUAAGAGAAUUUCCAGAGGAACCUGAGUGCGAGUCCCUGGUGAGACCUGAGGAAGUCCUCAUCCCUGAGAUGAAGUGGAGAAAAGUGUGCCCUGCCUCCAGGUCCCUAUCCCUCCCAGACAACAUCCCUUGUAUCCCUCGGGCAUCCAUGGACUCCACGGACAGCUUCUUUCCCAGGAAGCCUCCUGGGUCUGAGAAUGACGUCUGUGAGGAGGAGAAGCUGGAGGAGGAGCCCAGGAGCGACCAGAAGCUGAGGCUCUGGGAUUACCAGCUCCUCAAGGUCAUCUUUGUGCUGAUCUGCUUCUUGGUCAUGUCCUCAUCCUAUCUGGCAUUCCGCAUCUCCCGGCUGGAACAGCAGUUAUGCUCCCUGAAUUGGGACGGCCCGGUCCCUGGGCACAGGUAACGGCCACCCCGGCUUCUCCAAGAAGAACGCUCUGGGUGUUAAGGUUCCACCAGUGACUCCUAUGGUUGAUGCUGCUGUGCUGAGACUGAGUAGGAAGGAGAAUACUCCAGAUCCUUCCUCCUCCCCCAGCUCUUAGCCCUCCUGUUGACCAAGCUCCUACAAUCUGGGGACUCAGACACAAAGCCAGAUUCUUGGAACCGGCCGAGAAAUUCUGUAUACUAAGCUUCAGCAAGCACUUGGAAAAAGAAAAUGAACUUGUUCCUCGGAAACAGUCUGGCACAGAGGCAAGAGCACUAGGAGACACCCAGGGGACAAAAGGCCAAAUUUUGGUACCUGGAAUGCAGCUGUGCCCGGUCAUGCGGCUCACUGCAGGAGUGGGACAGAGGCCCAAACCCAAACCACCAGCGGGGCUCUGCUCUCUCCCAACAUACCAUGCUCUCGCUUCCGCCCCUGAGGCGAAGGGCAGCCUGGGAAAGUGAGGGGGAAGCUAUGAAGGAGAAGAGGAGGGUGUGUAGUUAGGAUUCCAGCCAGAGGGGAAUAUUCACGCCCUGUGCUGAGGCUCUGUUCUGGGCCCUCAUGAGGAGGAUUGGCUGAAUCCGGAGGACAGUAUUUGCAGCAGAGGAUGGUGGCAGGGGCUGUGAAGGAGGGCAGAGGUCCAGCAUUCUGGGUCCUUCGCUGCCACUUCCUAGUGAGACAGGUGGAACAGGCCUUGAUCACUGUGGUCACAGACCUGGUACUUCGUCUUCCCUUGUGUGUUCCAACAGUCUGAGGUGUCCCAGGUGGGAAGUAGACGAUGGGGAGUGACCCCCACUGGGUAUGAGGGGAGGAGAAGGUCAGGGACUUUGAUUUGAGCUUUGUACUCCCUGCCUGACUGCCUGAGGGGCCAUGACCAACAGCAGCCUGUCGGGGAAGCGUGGCUGGGCACCUGGGCACGAUGGUGUCGGGCUGUCACAGAGCUCCCUCAUGUCACCUGUAAUCAGUGAGUUGCAGGCUAUGGGGGAAGGUCCUGCCCUCCCUGAAUAGGUGGGGGUGUCCAAGGUGGGUCUGGUACAGUGCAGGGACCAGGUCAAGGGGUUCUCUCUGAUACCUCUGGGGACAAGAGAGGUAGGGGAUGGGAAGAGUGGACACAGUGGUAGCUUUGCCUUAGAGAGUCCUCCAUCUCUGCCAAGGCCUCCUCUGUUCUAAACAGCUCUGCUGUGCCUCAGAACUCUGCCUUCUCUCCCUGGGACUCCAAUAUGCUAAAACAGUGCCUUUAGGGGUUCCAGAAGGGCCUUAAUGAGGAGGUCAGAAGUAUCAGGCAAAGUCGCUGGUGUUGGGGUGAGUGUGUCAGAAACAGCCACUGCUUUUCCUUCUUCAAACACCUGAGAGGUUAAUCAGGGAGAAAUUCCCAAGGGGAAUUUAGUUAUCGUGGAACUGUGACUAUCUUGCUUACGAUAAACCCAAAUGAGGAUGUGAGGGACGGUGUCUGUAGGGGACAGGUCCCUAAGUGCAGACUAGUGGUCUCUCUAUCCUCCCGCCGCUGCGGGUUCUAGGAUUAAGCUUAGAGCCUGCCUGGGGGGGUGGUUUGUAGCACAGCUGUAGGUGGCAGGUCAACUCACAUUCCUUUCUCCCCACAGCACCACUCUGGAGAAAAACCCACCCUUUUAUUGGAACGAGCCCCGUUUAUCACUUUAUAUCAUGUUUUCAGGGAAAUAACCCUACUUGCCCCAGUGUCUCCCCGCCUUGGUCCUUGCCGGAGGGCGGGGAGAAUCGGUCCAUUCUCUGAGCCCUGCUAGCUUGAGCCCCAGGCUCACGAGAGGCCACCAGAGGUGCCACGUCGUGGGCAGCUGUGCGCGCAUGCUGGUGAGUCUGGUCUCUGGCCACGCCCCAGGCUCAGAAAGGGCAAGAGCCAUGCUGCAGGGUAGGCGGCUCUGGAGGUCCUCUUGGGUCCAGGGGUUUCAGUGGUAGGAGUGUGCCUGUCGCUCUGGAGGGCCCUCUGUCCGUUUCUCCCUUUUCUUCCUCAGCCUGGUCCUCUGGGGCCAGUGUCCUUUCUCCCAUGCGCGUUUGUAAACUAUACAGACCUGCUUGUGGAGGCUGACAUUCCUCUGAUUCCCCGAGAGAUUGGUUCAACUAUCCUUGGGUUGUUCCAGCAUGGCAUUAGCCAUUGAAAAUAUUUUCAAAUACAAACAUUUGAUUUUUCUAGUG
Lontra canadensis (Northern American river otter) is the source of this 4026-nucleotide messenger RNA. It is a transcript of the gene GRAMD2A, whose product is annotated as GRAM domain containing 2A. Gene Ontology annotation, molecular function: phosphatidylinositol-4,5-bisphosphate binding. The record is from RefSeq and is a predicted model, not a curated record. Lineage: Eukaryota; Metazoa; Chordata; Mammalia; Carnivora; Mustelidae. Gene Ontology annotation, cellular component: organelle membrane contact site; endoplasmic reticulum membrane; extrinsic component of cytoplasmic side of plasma membrane. The transcript is spliced from 13 exons. The coding region runs from base 910 to 1842 and encodes 310 amino acids. Gene Ontology annotation, biological process: regulation of store-operated calcium entry.